AGAGCCCCAGCACAUUCACCCCAGGGUGUUGUGGCGCUCCGCAGCGAAUGGUUAGCCAUGACAACCAUUGGCGCUGACAAAGACAAAGCCCGAGGACGGCGUUCCGUGGAUGAAGAGCUCUUAGGCUUGCUGGAGCGGCUUUCAUUGCAGAUGGGCACCCAGGGACGGCUGCAAUCCUUCCGCAAUGGCCAGCUUUGCCCCUGCUGCAACUGUUGCAGACGAUGCCUGAGGCGCCCCGGCCCUCGACGUGCAGCCUCUGCCCCCUCAGCCGGCCCAAAAAGUGCCAAGCGGCCAGACAGGACGGCCAGGACAGCCACGUGGGUUCCCAGUGAAGCGCCUGCCGAGGCCAAGAGCAAGUUGAAAGCCAAAAGCUCCAAGGGAGCAGAGAAGCAGCGGAGAAGCAGCAAAAGCCUCGAAGACAAGGCUCCCAGCCCCCGUCCGCGUGCCCCGCUACGCCUGGGCGCCUCGGUGAGCGUUCCGCAGCUGCGCGCCACGGUUGAGGUGCGACCCAGGAGACGUGCCACCCCCAAGGCAACCACCAAGAGGACGCCCGCCCCCGAGCCGCCGCCGAAAGCCGUGACCGCAGCUGCACCGCCUUCGCUUCCUGCGCCGGAGGCGCCCGCAGCAAGCGAAGCCAAGCUCCGUGGCCGGCGCGGCUCACGCAAUCUGUUGGCGGAGCUUGCGGGCGACGGCGACCGCGAGCUGCGCUGGGAGCCGGUGACGGCGACCCGUUUGACGGCCUUUGAGCCCCCGACGCGGAAGCUGGGAGUGCCCCCAGUGCCGGAGCCGCGCGUGGAAAGCGCCCGAGAGAUCUUCUACGGAAGUCCUGAAAAACCCUGUGAGCUUUGCCCUAACUGCGGGCGGACCUUCACAGAGGAUUCCAUUUUUUGUCGUCAUUGCGGCUGCAAGAGAGCAGCCAGUCAGAAGGAGGCUCCCAGCCUCAGUGCGGUGCGCUUUAACCCGAGCACCGUGUCCGACACUGCAGCGGAGCCGCUGAAUUUGGACAGCGCCACGCGGCAGUUGGAGCAACUGGUGCAGGAGACACAUCAAGCCUUGGUGCGAGAUGGUAUCAUCAAUGGUGAGCACAGCACGGUACCUUCAGCCACCCCCAACUUGGAUGCCGUGGACCGAGCAUUGGAGGAACUUCAGCGUGGGCUGCUGGAGAUAGACCACGUUUUGGCGAAGCCAAUGCCAGAUGCACCGGCCGCCUGACAGGGACAUGCCACCUGCCGACUUUUGCGCCCAGCAAAAACGGAACCUGUUUCACCAGAGCAGGGCCUGAGUCGUAUGUCGUGGCAGCAGCACAACAUAGCGCAACCUUUGGCCCCCAAUGUAUUCAAAAUUGGGUGGCAGGAUGGUUGACAAUGUUUGAC
Molecule: messenger RNA, 1373 nt
Organism: Cladocopium goreaui
Lineage: Eukaryota; Dinophyceae; Suessiales; Symbiodiniaceae
Source: the annotation of a GenBank genome assembly